AUGACAGACUACAAGACACUCAAAGUCACAGACCUCAAAGCAGAACUCAUAAAACGCAAUCUUCCACAAUCAGGCAAGAAGGAAGACCUUGUUGCGCGUCUCCUUGAAGAUGACAAGACACCCGCAACGACGACCGCCACAACAAGCACAGAACAGGCUGGUAUUGCUUCAUCUGACGCAGCAGUCUCUGUGCCCUUGCCGGAUUUAAGUGCAACCACAGCAACAGCAGCAACAGCCACGGAGGCAACAGAGACGAAAGAGACACAAGCAUCCCUCGAGCAACAAACGGCUGAAGUUGAGGCAAAACUUCGUGCUCGCGCCGCUCGAUUCGGUUUAAGCGUGCCAUCCCUCCCGUCACCCGUCACGGGCGAACAAGCGUCCGCUGAAUUGGAGAAACGGAAACAAAGAGCCGCUCGGUUCGGUAUACCACUGGCUGAAGAGGUGGCAUUGCAGAAACAAGCAGAACGGUUGGUGAAGGGAUCCGUACCAACGCAACCAAAGGGAGAUGCGCGGAGAGGGGAGAAGCAGAGUGGCGGUGGUUUACAAGCACAGCAAAAAAGACAACAAAAGUCGCAAGGUGAGAAGAAGCAGAAGGAAACGAAGCGGACGGCGAGUGUAUUGGAUGACCCCGAAGAAGCAGAAAAGGCGAGGAAGCGUGCCCUCAAGUUUGGGAAUGGUGCCGCAGCGACUACGCCUGCAGCAACGACACCAGCAGUAUAA
Molecule: messenger RNA, 720 nt
Organism: Protomyces lactucae-debilis
Lineage: Eukaryota; Fungi; Ascomycota; Taphrinomycetes; Taphrinales; Protomycetaceae
Exons: 1
Coding region: 1-720 (239 amino acids)
Biological process (GO): poly(A)+ mRNA export from nucleus
Cellular component (GO): nucleus
Source: RefSeq, a predicted model, not a curated record